AGGAGCGGGCCGCUAUGGCGGGCAGGCGGCGGGGGCCAGUGCGGGUCGGGGCCGGGCUGGGCGUGCUGCUCUGCGCCCUCCAUGUGCAGGCAGCCUGUCGGGACACCACUGUCACACAGGAGCUCCUGAAGGAGGGGUUUCACAGGGACCUGCUGGUGAAGGUAGAGCUGGGGGAGAAUGCAGAAGGAUGUACUGUGGCAGCUCAGGUGCAUCUGCCACCAGGAAUCUACGUGGAUCCCGACGAGCUGGCAACGCUGCAGCAGCACAACCUGACAAAGGCAGUGUUAUCUCCUGAUGUCAUUGACGUGGAGGCUCCUGAGUACUUGGCCAAGGCGCUUGUGCUGCUGCUGUUCCUGGAGCCGGAGGCGCGCUGCUCCCGCUGCUUCCGCGGCGCCGUGCCCGUGCACGCCCGCUACCACCGCCCAGCCCGGGGCACACACCAGGCCUUGGUGGCUCUGGAGAGCCCAGAGGUGCUGCUCUGCUGCUGCCACGGAAUGCCUUCCCUAGGUCACCUGUCUGAAGAGUGCUGGGAACCUGCUGAAGUGGACACUCCCUGCUCAUCUGACACCACCAGUCCCUGUCAGUGGCACACCACAAAACACAGACCUGUCUGUGAAACCCCUCCAGAGGACUCCACCACUGCCCUGGGCAGCUGUGCCAGAGCUGGACAACCCUUCCCAAGAGGAACCUUUCCCAACAUCCAACCUGAACCUCCCCUGGCACAGCUUGAGGCUGUUUCCUAGGAGAAGAGCCUGACCCUCACCUGGCUCCAUGUCCUGUCAGGAGUUGUGGAGAGAGUGAAGGUUCCCCUGAGCCUCCUUUAUUCCAGGCUGAACAAUUGGUCAGAAUUGAAAGAGUUUAGAAAAUCUGAAGAGAUGUCACCCUAUUUCAUGAGUGGAAAGAAACCCUGGGAAGAUGAAAGUGAAGGACAGGAUAGUGACUAGAAGCAAAUAUUUAGAAGAUGUGCAUUCAGUCUCCAGGACAGUUGAUAAAUAGAAGGAAAUGGAGAGGAAAUGACCUAAUGGAAAAGCCGAGAGGCUCUGGAGCAGCCGAGCUCGGGCGCUGUCUGCAGCUGUCAGUAGGUGGCACUGGGAGCCCACGGUAACCCCGUGUGGAUAAAAGAGAUUUUAUUCCCCAUUAUCGAGUAAAUUAGUCAAAGCAGGGAAUCUAGGUGAGUGUGUGUGUGAGAGAGUGAAUGAAAAUUCCUUUCAUCGAUGUCCCUUGGGCAUCCUUCUCCUGCUGGAAUUGAGCAGAGUGAAUUCCUUGGGAAACAAUCCAAGAGAGAUUUGGGCUGUCCAGCCCUGCCAGCACUGUAUCACUUGUCUCCAAGUGGGAUGUUUCAUUCCCAGAGCUCAGUUUGUGCUCUGGAGGUGACUCUGUGUUGGAGCCUCACCCUUGGAAUGGCAACAUCCCAGAUUGCCUGAGCUGAGGGUCAGGAUUUCAUUGCCUGUUUUUUGAAAAUCACAGGUUGAAUCCCUCAGGUAAAUCAAUCUCCCUGACAAAGCCUAGGAAAAGGGAAUGGGAAUGAAACAAAAAAUAUUGCAGGUGGAAAAAUAUGGAAGUAAAGUGUAUAUCAAGAUUGCCAUCAAUCACCUUUUCAACUGAACCUAAAUAAUUGAUUCUGAUUCAUGUAAAUUAUGAGAGGAAUGGCAGAGCUUCACGAGGGGUGGUUUUUGUUGUGGCAAAUAUUUGCUGGUUUUAAAUCCAUGGCACUUGUAUUAUAAAUAUAGCAGACACAUUUUUCCUUACAAGCUGUAAAUUGAUAACUAUAGCAGUGUUAAUUACAAAGGAAUUUGCCAGUGAAUCUCUCUCUCAGAGCAGAAACUGCUGUCACUAAGGCAGCAGAGAAUUUAGCAGGUGUGCCAUGCAGGAGGAUUCAAGUGCCAGCUCCAGUGGGAUCACAGAGAUCAGAGGAGGAGCUGUGCAAAAAUUCUGGCAGUUUUGGAGACAGGAAUGAGGUGUUCAGGAGCUCUUGGCAAGAACCCACCAUAAGGAGGGUUGGGCACAAACAUCCCCAUCCUUAAUAUGUGUAAGGACUGAAUCAGAGCAGGGAAAGAAAAGGGGAUGGGGCAUUAAAGGCUGUAUUGGGGGUUAAGGCUUUCUGAAUCACAAAGAAAUGGGUAUAACAAA
Messenger RNA from Haemorhous mexicanus (house finch), 2130 nucleotides. It is a transcript of the gene PIGX, whose product is annotated as phosphatidylinositol glycan anchor biosynthesis class X. The record is from RefSeq and is a predicted model, not a curated record. Gene Ontology annotation, cellular component: endoplasmic reticulum membrane. The transcript has 6 exons. Lineage: Eukaryota; Metazoa; Chordata; Aves; Passeriformes; Fringillidae. Bases 15 to 743 code for a protein of 242 amino acids. Gene Ontology annotation, biological process: GPI anchor biosynthetic process.